Molecule: messenger RNA, 926 nt
Organism: Symsagittifera roscoffensis
Lineage: Eukaryota; Metazoa; Xenacoelomorpha; Acoela; Convolutidae
Source: RefSeq, a predicted model, not a curated record
CUCCUCUCAAGUAAUGGGAGCACUCAUCAGUGGCCAGCGAUUGAUAUCAUCGACCGCAUGACAUCCUCUCACGACAGACUCUAUUUGUAUGCUAGAAGACUAGAGGGGGAAUAUCAAAUGUUUGUUGUGGACUUCAGUAAAAAUGCGACGGCUUUGAAAGCUUUAAAUACUACCUCCUUUAUUAACCCUGAGUCUGAUUACGUCUACAUGGCUGCUUGGGGACAAACGCUGCUCCUGCAUGUAUUGAGAACAAAAGAAAUACAAGUCUUUCAUAAUGACAUCUGGGUGUCAACUAUAACUCUACACGACAAGCUUCACUGGCCGAAAAUUUUUAAAAAGAUGGAAUUACGACACGGUCAGUUAAUUGUGAGUGACUGGAAUGAUAAUUCAGUAACUGGUUAUCGGUACAGUGAUACACCCACUCCGUCGAUAUCUACGAGGCCUAUUUGGGGACCAGCAGAAGCAUGGUCUGGAUUAUUCGUGGUCAUGUCUGACCAUCAGAUUCUGACGAAAAAGAACUCUUAUACUCUGCUUCUCCACACUAUUUCCGAUGAGUCUUCAGGCGAGGAGAGCUUAGACGGCAACAACAAGCAGAUAAAAAAGGUGACAACACAUGAAAUCAAGAGCGACGUGGAAGUGAUAUGUCCCCUCGCAGCUAUCUCCGACCGGACACUUUUGGUCAGUUCUUUUUACAGUGAAGCGCAUGUUUUGCAAUUUGGACCAUGAACAAAUUUAUAAAUGAUACCAUUUAAUUUCAUUCUAUACCAAAUGUCAAUCAAUAAUUUUACAUUGUUGUAUUUAUUCAAUGUCUGCACUAGAUAAAUAACAAAAAUCCAAACUUCAAUUGUGUUAAAUGUCGAUGCUAUCCAGCUUAAUUUCACGUAACCUAGAAAAAACAGCGGAAUUUGAUUUAAACAGUUGUCAGA